Messenger RNA from Soboliphyme baturini, 1461 nucleotides. The record is from the annotation of a GenBank genome assembly. NCBI's taxonomy places the organism in Eukaryota, Metazoa, Nematoda, Enoplea, Dioctophymatida, Soboliphymatidae.
AUGGAUUCAGACGUGCUGAAAUUAUGUUUAGACAUUGUAAUGUCCGGCGAUUCUUCGACCGUGCAUCUUUUCGAUAAGAUGGAUUAUUACGUCGCCGUAGACAGGGACGCUCAACGGAUAGCCACCGAAAUUUUCAAAACGUCGGUGGUUCUGAAAAAGGCAGAGAUUGCAGACGACGAGCAUGUAACGUACGUGAACUUGAACAGGAACCAGUUCGACAAGGCGGUUCGUGUGCUGCUGUCUCAGUCUCAAUGCCGUAUAGAGCUGCUGCGCUAUAACUCAAACUCGGCUGCUUGGCAGCUCUUUGCUAGGGCGACCCCUGGCAACCUUUCGGAGCUGGAGACUGUUCUCGGAGACUGUUCUGACCUGCAGGACAAUAACCGUCUCCUGGCCGUGCGUGUCGUCACCGAAGCCAGCAGCAGCAAGUUAAAGCAGAUGGCGAUGCUUGUGCAAUUUGACCCUAAAGAAGUUCUUGCGAUAGGAACUACUGAUCCUUUGAUGCGUCUGCAUUUGGAAAACAUUGCAAAAGCUGCGGACGUCGCAUUUUCUACUGCAAAGGAUUCGUUCGAGCCUUAUGAGCUAGUUGCCAAUUUGAACACGCUUCUCAAAGGUCAAAAUGGAAGCGACCUGAACAGCAGCACGCUUCCACAGAUGAACCUCACCGAUGCGAUGCACUCUCUUCAUGCGCUGAUACGGUACCAAGAAUUGACGAAAGAUGAUAGCAACUCGCACAACUUUGAUAUUAGUACGAUCUCACUCGGAAAUUGUAUGCAGAUGAAUGCGGCGACUGUUAAAAGUUUGAACCUGAAUCGAAUCGGUGUUUCUUCCAUGGAAAGUCUUUAUAGCGUCCUUAAUCACUGCCAGACGGCGCCAGGAGCAAGACUGCUAAACGUCUGGAUAAGAACACCGUUGUUGGACAAGGAUAAAAUAGUUGAGAGAUUGGACAUGGUGGAGGCUUUCGUUAAUGACGGCGAAGCUCGACCACUUUUUCAUGAUGAGUAUCUUUUGCAUUUUCCUGAUUUCCAGAAACUUCUGCGGCUUUUCGCGACUAGGCGAGCCGGUCUGCAGGUUGACUUGCAUAAAGUUUAUUUGUCACUUUUGGAACUUCCAAAGUUCUGUUCAGCCCUUGCCGACAUGAACGAUGGUGUGAUAAAUGCAAAUUUUUGUCAGCCGUUGGAGAAGUUGCGCGACGAAUUUUCAAACUAUCUGAGCAUGGUACAUUCGACCUUGGACUUAGAACGAAUGGAAGAAUGUAACGAAUUAAGGAUCAAACCAGAUUUUGAUGAGACACUCACAGCUGUGCAUGAUCAAAUCGAAGAAUUGGAGCGGAAAAUAACGCAGGAGUUAAACAGAGUCGCAGCACGCUUGGACCUGAAAGAUAACAAAUCGGUCAAAUUGGAGUCGAACGAUCAGAUCGGUUACUUCUUCAGAGUAAACCUAAAGGUAGCGAUUGUAUAUUGA